AUGCCUCCCGCUCUCAGUGACGAUGAAAUGUCAGAUUCCAGUGGCGUGGGGGCUGUAACCACGCCGCCGCCGUCAAAGCGAGGAAAGAAGGUCGGCUCUUACGCUAGCCUCAAUACCGAAAAUUCAGACGAAGCUUCAGACAGCGCGCAAGCCAAGAAACGAGGUGCGCCCAAGACUUCUGCACGAACAAAUGGUUCUGCAGCGGCCAGAUCCAUCCCGAUCAGGAAGGGCAACGGCACAGAAGACGAAGCGAGCAAAAACGGAGUCACCGACGAAAACGGCGAUGAUGGCAGCGACGACUCAGAAGCAGAGGAAGAGUAUGAAGUUGAACGCAUCAUCGGCCACAUGCUCAAUGAUGCGGGCGAUCUCUUAUUCCACGUGACGUGGAAGGGAUACAACAACCCCAAGGACUAUACUUGGGAGCCAGAGGAGAACCUAGCUGGCAAUGCGUCGGAGAUCCUUAACGAGUACAUCGCCAAACUCGGCAGUCGCGAGAACCUCUUUGAAAAACCGAACAAGGGGAAGAAGCGCGGGCGUCAGUCCUUGAGCGCAACAACACCGGCAUCAAUGCCGCCAAAACGGACGAAGAAGAACGGCGAACACCCGGCAGACCGCGAAACACCUUUGGCCGUGGAGAACCCGUUUAAGCCACCUGCAGGGAGUUGGGAAGACGAUGUGGUGGACGUGGAAAUGUACCGGAAUGGCGAGGGGGAACUCAUUGUCUGCCUAACGUGGAAAGCCGGACAGAAAUCACAGCAUCCUGCGCAACAGACGUAUAUGCGGUGUCCUCAAAAGAUCCUCCGAUUCUACGAAUCACACAUUAGCUUCAAAACCGACACUGAAUGA
Grosmannia clavigera kw1407 is the source of this 846-nucleotide messenger RNA. RefSeq names its product chromo domain containing protein. The record is from RefSeq and is a predicted model, not a curated record. Gene Ontology annotation, molecular function: chromatin binding. Gene Ontology annotation, biological process: negative regulation of transcription by RNA polymerase II; chromatin organization. The transcript is spliced from 6 exons. Gene Ontology annotation, cellular component: nucleus; pericentric heterochromatin. The coding region runs from base 1 to 846 and encodes 281 amino acids. NCBI's taxonomy places the organism in Eukaryota, Fungi, Ascomycota, Sordariomycetes, Ophiostomatales, Ophiostomataceae.